AUGCCUUCUAAGCCAGACAGGCUAGCUGAGCUGAGGGCUCUUCGCGCCUCAGGAAAAAAACGAAUUUCAACAUACGAGAUCGAAGACCAGGGCGACAUUUACGAUGAAGUCGAUGACGAUGGCUACAAAAAGGUCAUCCGCAGCCGCCUCGACCAAGACGAUUUUGUCGUCGACGACAAUGGUGCUGGUUACGCAGACGAUGGCCGAGAAGUGUGGAAUGAACAAACAGUAGACUAUGCCAGCGAUGAGAGCGCAGAAUUACCCGCACGAGGUAAAGCUGCCAAGAGAAAGCGCGAUGAGGAGCAGCAGCGAAAGGAGAAGAUGAACAAUGGCAUCUCCAAGUAUUUCAACAGUGGACAGGCUGCUUCUUCCGCACCCAAACCAAAGCCUGUUGCCACUGCGGAGGACGAUGCAUUCAUGGCCGACCUACUCGGAGAAGUUGACACCAACGUCGUAUCGAACAAAGCCCCCACUCGAAACAUUGUGAAAUCAGAGGCCCGUCGCAAAGUUCGCGUUCUCUCUCCACCUUUGUCUGAAAAGCGUCGCCGCGAGAAGGCUCACCCACGAGACGAAAACGACAUGCCAAGUUCACCAAUGAAGGACCAAGCACUGCACUCCGAUGACCUCGACGAUGGCCCACUCCCGAUGCCAGACGACGAUGAUGUUCCUAUGAGUGAUAUUUUGCCCUCGUCUCCAAUCAGCAAGGCAGUAGAGCGCAGGAAAAUUGUGCCUGUCAAGGCCGAGCAACCCGAAGAUGAUGAUAUCGACCUGAUGGACGUCGCAGAAGUAACAGGCGACUCCGGCGUCAAGACAGAAAGCAUCAAUAUGACUGGAAGCCGGCCACCCCCCAAGAUCAAGAACGAAGUCAUCUUAGAGCCGGCCAGUUCAUCCCCAGUCAAGUCUAUGCCGGAAGUCAUGGAUCCUUCUUGGAAUGACGUACGAAGCAAGUUGAAUGUGCUCAGCAGCCCGGCCCCGGAAAUGCGUUCCUUCGGAAAACUGCGUGCCCAAGAUGUAGUUGAAGAGGAUGGUAGCCUGCGCAUCUUCUGGUUGGAUUACACCGAAGUCAACGGUAGUCUCUGCUUGUUUGGAAAGGUGAAGAACAAGCAGAAUGGGUCCUACACCAGUGCCUUCGUCAAGGUCGACAACAUCUUGCGAAAGCUCUACUUUCUUCCUCGGGAAUACAGACACAAGCAUGGACGCGCAACGGAAGAGGAGGUUGACAUGCAAGACGUCUACACCGAGGUCGACGAAAUGAUGUCCAAGCUCAAAGUUGGCAUGCACAAGAUCAAAGAAUGCACGCGGAAGUACGCAUUCGAAAUGCCCGGUGUCCCGAAAGAGGCACAAUAUCUCAAAUUACUCUACCCUUACGAUAAAACCGCGUUACCGAUGGAGACCAAAGGCGAGACUUUUUCCAACGUCUUUGGUACCAACACCUCCCUCUUUGAACAGUUUGUUCUCUGGAAGAACAUCAUGGGCCCAUGCUGGCUUAAAAUUGAAGAGGCCGACUUUGCUGCAGUCACGAAUGCAUCGUGGUGCAAAUUUGAAUGCCAAGCUACUAAACCAGCCCUCAUCAGUCCUAUUCCAGAUUCCGAGAAUAUGGACACCCCGCCUUUGACAUUCAUGAGUCUCGCUUUCCGUACGCAGCUCAAUGUCAAAGAGAACAAACAGGAGAUUCUUGUGGCGAGUGCCAGAGUGUACGAGGACAUUUCUCUCACUGAUACUACUCCCCCCGAGAAACUCCCCUGUAAGACAUUCACUGUUAUGCGACCUGCUGGUAGUUCCUAUCCAAUGCACUUCGAAGCUGAAGCGCGACAACAACGUGGCACGGUGAUUUUGGAAAGGUCCGAGCAGUUCUUGCUCAGCAAGUUCCUUGCUUUGUUUGAGAAGAUGGAUCCCGAUGUCAUCAUGGGUCACCAGCUGCAGGAUGUCGACUUGGGUAUUCUGCUUAGCCGAAUGCGCGAGAAGAAGACACCGGGCUGGCACCGUAUUGGUCGGCUCAGACGUGGAGAUUGGCCUAAGAACUUCAACAAGGGCGGCAACUUCUUUGCGGAAAGGCAGUUGAUUGCCGGAAGAUUGAUGUGUGACAUAGCCAACGAUAUGGGCAAGUCUCUCAUGAUGAAAUGCCAAUCGUGGAGUCUGACUGAGAUGUGUCAACUCUACCUUGGCCAAGGCCACGUGCGACAGGAGUUGGAUACUGAGGCCGCAUUGAAGACUUGGGCAACUACAAAGGAAGGCCUCAUGAAUUUCGUCAAUCAUUGUGAUACAGAUACAUAUUUCAUUGCGGCAUUAGUCCUGCGUCUUCAAAUGCUGCCGCUCACAAAGGUUCUGACUAACAUCGCUGGUAACUCAUGGGCACGUACACUUAGCGGCACACGCGCAGAGCGAAACGAGUACAUUCUACUCCAUGAGUUCCAUCGAAACAAGUACAUUUGCCCUGACAAGUAUUCUUCCCGUCUCCAGAAGGCGGAGGAGAAGAUGAUGCAAGAUGGCGAGGAAGAAGAAGCGGUCGACAAAAAAAAGAAAGACAAAUUCAAAGGUGGUCUCGUGUUUGAGCCCGAAAAGGGCCUCUAUGACAGAUUUGUUCUGGUUAUGGAUUUCAACAGUCUGUAUCCCAGUAUCAUCCAAGAGUACAACAUUUGUUUCACCACGGUGGACAGAACAGCUUCGGUCGAAAAUGAGAAUGAAGAAAAAGUACCCGAUGUUCCCUCUUCGGACCAGGAUCAAGGCGUGCUUCCUCGGCUGAUUGCAACUUUGGUUGGCCGUCGACGCGAAGUGAAAAAGUUGAUGAAAGACAAGCGAGCCACGCCUGAACAACUGGCUUUGUGGGACACAAAACAAAUGGCCUUCAAGCUGACUGCAAACUCCAUGUACGGAUGCUUGGGAUACACACAGAGUCGCUUCUAUGCUCGCCCACUAGCUAUGCUCACCACAUUUAAGGGACGUGAAAUUCUGAGGAACACCAAGGAACUAGCCGAAAGUCAGCAACUGCGAGUCAUUUAUGGCGACACGGAUUCAGUCAUGAUCAACACUAACAUGGACAAUAUGAGUGAUGCUCUCAAGGUUGGAGACGAGUUCAAGAAAUCAGUCAACGAGCGCUACCGCCUUCUGGAGAUCGACAUUGAUAAUGUUUUCCGUCGUCUCCUGCUUCAUGCCAAGAAGAAGUACGCUGCUGUCAACCUGACUGAGGUAGAUGGCAAAUAUGUCGAAAAACUUGAGGUCAAGGGUCUUGAUAUGAAGCGACGUGAAUACUGCGCCCUUUCGAAGGAGGUUUCAUCGAAGCUUCUUAAUGAGAUACUGUCUGGCGAGGAUCAAGAAAUCGUCCUCAACAAGGUUCACGAGUAUCUGCGCGAGCUUGCCGACAGAAUGAAGGAGUACACCAUUCCUGUCCAGAAAUAUGUGAUCUACACGAAACUUUCGAAACGACCCCAGGAGUACCCCAACAAGGAGAGUAUGCCUCCAGCACAAGUUGCUCUUCGUGACAUUGCCCGAGGCAAGAAUGUUCGGCCUAACGACGUCAUCUCAUACAUUGUGACAAACGGAGACUCGGAAACCUCGUCUCUGCCGCCUGCCAAGCGGUCGUACAGCCCGCAGGACGUGCUGAAGGCAGGUUCGGGCCUUAAGCCAGACGUCGAGUUCUACAUCCUCAAGCAAAUAUUCCCUCCUAUUGAGCGUCUCUGCGCUCCAAUCCCUGGAACGGAUGCCGUCCGCCUCGCUGAAUGCUUGGGUCUUGAUACUCGCAAGUACCAAAUCCACACCUCCAGUUCGAACAACCAGCAAAACGCCGAGAUCUUCCCACUUGAAUCUCAAAUUCCAGACUCUGUUCGAUUUGCUGAUUCCACACGACUCAACUUGAGAUGUCGAUUCUGCAAAGAACAGUCUGUAUUUGAGGGUCUGGCAGCUUCAUCGCACAUGUGCACCUCUCAGGGAAUUGUUUGCCCCAACCAGCGCUGCCAGAAACCCUUCUCAGUCUUGACCAUUGUCGCCCAGCUGGAGAAUCAGAUCCGUGAACAAACCUCACGAUACUACGAAGGGUGGUUGGCUUGCGACGACUCAUCAUGUGGAAACCGCACACGCCAAAUCAGUGUGUAUGGACAUCGCUGUCUCGGUCCUCGUGGUCGGGCAGAAGGCUGUCUGGGUCGCAUGUCUUACGAGUACUCCGAGAAGGAGAUCUACAACCAGCUCCUCUACUUUGCGGGUCUCUGGGAUGUUGACAAGGCCAAGAGUGCGGCGGAGAAGGAGACGGGGGAGAAGAAGGACAGCAUCGCCGCCCUUGUAGAAUUCAAUCGGAUAAGAUUUGGUACGAUCAAGGGUGUCGUCGACAGCUACUUGAAGAAGUGUGGACGGCAAUGGGUUGAGAUGGAUGGUCUCUUCCGCUUCAUGUUACAAUAA
Messenger RNA from Penicillium antarcticum, 4389 nucleotides. RefSeq names its product DNA-directed DNA polymerase alpha catalytic subunit POL1. Gene Ontology annotation, molecular function: chromatin binding; single-stranded DNA binding; DNA-directed DNA polymerase activity. The coding region runs from base 1 to 4389 and encodes 1462 amino acids. The record is from RefSeq and is a predicted model, not a curated record. Lineage: Eukaryota; Fungi; Ascomycota; Eurotiomycetes; Eurotiales; Aspergillaceae. The transcript has 5 exons. Gene Ontology annotation, cellular component: alpha DNA polymerase:primase complex. Gene Ontology annotation, biological process: leading strand elongation; lagging strand elongation; DNA replication.